Saccostrea cuccullata (small rock oyster) is the source of this 1572-nucleotide messenger RNA. RefSeq lists its product as uncharacterized. The transcript has 5 exons. Bases 52 to 969 code for a protein of 305 amino acids. Lineage: Eukaryota; Metazoa; Mollusca; Bivalvia; Ostreida; Ostreidae. The record is from RefSeq and is a predicted model, not a curated record.
GUAGCGAACGGACGUGCAAAAAAUUCAGAGCGAAAAAACUGAAAUUUGACAAUGAAACGACGACUUUCAACUGAGGAUUUCUGUACUGAAGGGAACAUAAUGGCAAAGAAACGAAAGAUCAGAGGAGGAAAGAAAGACGGGAGGAAACAUGGUCCUCGUUCGUCCUCUGACUCCUCCAAAGUUCCCAGGACAGAGUCGUGUGCAUCAGACACCUCUAGCCACAACAGUGAAACUGCAGGCAAACUAUCAGCUGCUGAGGAAUAUGCAUUGAUUUCUAAGGAGAUACGUGACUUUGAAGCUGCUUGUGCAUUGAUUUCUGAGGAGAUAUGUGACUUAGAAACUGCUUGUGAAAUUUCGCAGACAGAUUGUGCUACAAACACUCUUGUCAACAAUGAGGUUGCGUGUGAUACAAAAGAUGCAGCGGAGCUGCAACAAGACAUUCGGUCAGUUGAUAGUGCAACCAAUGAAAGCAACAAUGAUGCAUGUGUUCUCUCACAAGCAGAAGUUCUUGGAUUGUUUCAAGGACUGAGCAACACGUACAAUCUAACAGAGAUGUCUCCGCAGGAGCAACCUUUUCAUGUUGUGUCAGACGGUUCCUCUCUGUACCUGGUGGGUCCUCAAAAUCAGGUCUACAUGUCACUGGUACCACCGACUGGAAGUAGUGCUGCUACCACAACAGACUCUCAAAUGGUGUGCACCGUUCACGACAACCCUGACCAAUCUAACCAGCUCACAGACAACAUCAACAAAUCGCAACGGUUCAUUUCCAAGUCUUUUUCUGAGAGAAUCAAGGAAAGGCUUGAUUACUGGUAUGAUGCGACAAUGGAUGUUGAUCGGAGAGAGGCGGAUCUACUGAGAUAUCCCUCUCACCUGUUGGAAUGGUCUGAGCGUGUGAAAUUCAGUCACCAGCGCAAGUGGAAAAGGCUAACAUACCAUGAGCCUAAGUACAGCGAAUGGGAUUUCGUCUGAGGAAAAUUUUCCGGUUAUGGGACAGUUACUAUUUGUUGCGGUGCUAUACACUCUUUGGUCCACCCUGUGAUAUUUUCAGGAAUGGGACAGUUAUUAUGUGUUGUGGUGCUAUUAACUCUCUGGGCCACCCUGUGAUAUUUUCAUGAAUGGGAUAGUUAUUGUGUGUUGUGGUGUUAUAAACUCUCUGGGCCACCUUGUGACAAUCCAUGCAAGCCCAUCGUUUGUCUCUCUCAAGACUUUUUGAACAUGCACUGACACAUUACUUUUUAAAUUAUUUAUUGUUUGGCAAAUUUUUCUUGGCAAAUCAUGUUUGCGAUGAUACAUUUUUGGCAGACAGCUACAGUAGGCACUGUGUGCUAUUCAUUCGGAUCAUUUUGAUUUUUGUCUCUAUAAUUAUUAUUAUAUCUUGAUUUUAUCUUUAUUAUUUUGGCACCAAAUGUUUUUUUUAAUUUUCCUUUGAAACUGGAUUGGUUUGACUUUGAACUAAGUGGCCAUUAAGAGUUGGUCCUGCAUGCUUUAAUUACUUGUAAAUAUUUUGAUUAUUAUAAAAUAAUUACAUGAAAUUAUUAUGAUUAUUUUUUGAAUAAACUAUAUAGUUUUACA